This is a messenger RNA of Mercurialis annua (annual mercury), 3598 nucleotides long. RefSeq names its product G-type lectin S-receptor-like serine/threonine-protein kinase CES101. Gene Ontology annotation, molecular function: ATP binding; protein serine/threonine kinase activity. Gene Ontology annotation, biological process: protein phosphorylation. NCBI's taxonomy places the organism in Eukaryota, Viridiplantae, Streptophyta, Magnoliopsida, Malpighiales, Euphorbiaceae. The transcript has 8 exons. The record is from RefSeq and is a predicted model, not a curated record. Bases 1007 to 3379 code for a protein of 790 amino acids.
CAAAUCGUAUAAGCAAAUUAGUUAAAAGCAAUUAAAUAAAAAUGGAGUAAGUAUAUGGAGAAGCAUCUGAAAGAUUGUCUUUUCAAAGAAAGAGAGAAAGUUCAAACACGACAGUAUUAAUUUAAGGCUCGUCAUCUACCUGCUUGUAUGUGUAAUCUGUUAUUGCUUGGUAUCAUCUGAGCACACCAGGUGUUUGACGAAAUGUGAAGGGGCUUUUUUGACCAGUUUUUGAAACAUUAGGUGUCUUUUUACUCCGGAAACUUGAGGGGGGGGCUUAUUUGCUCUUAUGCCUAAACAGUAAGGAUAUGGAGAAGCAUCUGAAAGAUUGGGGUUAUUGAUUCUCAGGGUCACCCUACUUUCCAGAUAUUACAAAAUGGUUACCGAACUUUAAAACAUAACAAAGUGGUCACUCUACUCAAUAAUAUGUAACAAAAUAAUUUUCCCGAUCAUUUUUAUCCUAUCCUAUGUGGCAGCCGGAUUUUAUUUGUACUCCAUAUCACUUCCCAAAUCAAUAUUAAAAAAGUUAUUUUUCAUCCCUCAACUACGUACAUAAUAUUUAAAAAAUAAUAAUUAAUUUUUGUUUUAAUAAUUAUGUGCAAAGUUGAGGGGUGAAUUGGGGUUUUUUUUUCAAGUAAUGUGGCGAGUGAAGUUGGGUGAAAAUAAAAUCCGGCUGCCACAUAAUAUAAAAAUGACCGAAAAAAUAAUUUUGUUACGUUUUAUUGAGUAGAGUGAUGAUUUUGUUACGUUUUAAAGUUCAAUAACCAUUUUGUAGUGUUCUAAAAAGUAGAGUGACCCCGAGAAUCAAUAACCCGGUCAAAGAAAGAGAGAAAGUUCAAACUUCAAACACGGCAGUAUUAAUCUAUUGGAAUUUUAAAGAAAGGUCAAACACGACAGUGUAAAGGUUGAAUGAUGCAACGAAAAGUAUUCACUGUCUUAAUGGUGUUGGAUCCGACAAUAUCCUUUUUUUGUUUUCAGUUUUUGCAAGUUUCAGAGUCUGAUCAGAAAGAUGACUUGCAAAAGAAUCCUCCUCCGUCGUCUAUGGCUUGUGACCUUGUUCUUCUUGUUUAUCUCCUCCUGCUCUUUAACUAACGAUACACUUUACCAAGGCCAUGUGCUUACUGCAAGAGAUCGCCUUGUUUCCGAAAACGGGCGCUUCACUUUAGGUUUCUCGGGCAGUUACUUGGUUUUGAACUACACAGCUACUAAUCAGAGCAUGCUUAUUGAUCACCCUCUCUGGUUAGCCAACAGCGAAGACCCUGUUCUUGAACAUUUUGGAGUUCUUACGCUUGAUAAUGGAACUGGAGCUUUGAAAGUUGUCCAGAAUGACACGAAACAGAUUAAAACAUUAUACGCGGGAUCAGGGUCAUCCAGGGCAAACAACGUAACAGCCAUCCUGCAAAACAAUGGAAAUUUUGUGUUGAAAGAAGUCAAUUCCGGAGCGAUAUUGUGGCAAAGUUUUGAUGAUCCGACGGAUACGCUUUUGCCGGGAAUGAAAUUGGGUGUGAACAAAAGGACAGGAAAGAAAUGGUUACUUAGGUCAUGGCUAAAUGAAUAUAAUCCAAUACCUGGGGGUUUCACCCUGGAAUGGGACCCUAUUCAACGCCAGAUUAUUGUGAAGAGAGCAGGAGUUGAAUUUUGGAGCAGUGGGGUAUUGACACCUGAUAGCAGGUUUGAUAACUUUAUUCUUUUAGAUUCUUUCAAUCAAAACUAUAAUUUCACUCAUAUAUCGGAUGAGGAAGAGGAUUACAUCUUUUAUACACUCAUUUCCGAAGAACUGACACCUAUAGACCGAAGAACUUAUUCGAGGUGGUUUCUUGAUGACUUGGGGAACAUACAAGAAGAUGCAGGAAGACCUUUCACUUUAAGUUCUGAAGUCUGUGAUGGAAAUAGCACGGAGAUGGGGUGCAAGAAAUGGCAAUUUGGGCCGGAGUGCCGUGGAGAUGGGGAUAAAUUUGCCGUAUUAGCUGGUAGUUUUAGAUCUAUGCUGAAAGAAUAUGAGAAUCUCAGCUUCAUUGAUUGCCAAAACUUAUGUUGGCAUAAUUGUGACUGUACUGGAUUCAGGUUCGACUCAAAUAGUAUUAAUUUUAGCUAUUGCGCCCUGAAUGAUGGGCCUUUCUAUAACCAAAAUUUAAGAGCAGGAGAACUAAACCGCUAUAUUAUCAUUCCCGGGCCUCCAAAUAAAGUGGACAGGACAUGGAUAUGGAUAGUAACGAGUAUAGUGAUCGCUCUAAUUGCAGCGUUCAUGUCCACUUGGCUGUACUUGAGAUGGAGGAGACUGAAAUUAGAAGAGAAGUUUCUGAAAGAGCUGAUGACUGAUGAUAGAGCAAGGGAUAUAGAUGAGCUUCAGAACAAUGGAAACAGAGGCUACAAUCUACAAAUCUAUGAUGCUGCAACGAUCUCUGCUGCUACUAACAGUUUCUCUUCGGGCAACAAACUUGGAGAAGGUGGUUUUGGACCUGUCUACAAGGGAAGAUUAAGCAAAGGACAAGAAAUAGCAGUAAAGAGGCUGUCAAGUGAAUCAGGACAAGGACUAGUGGAAUUCAAAAAUGAGCUCAUACUCAUUGCUAAAUUGCAGCAUAUGAAUCUUGUAAGACUUCUAGGUUUCUGCAUCCAAGGGGAAGACAAAAUGUUGGUGUACGAGUAUAUGCCUAAUAAAAGCUUGGAUUUUUUCAUCUUCGGAGACGAAUCAAGGAGAGAAAUGUUGGAUUGGAGCAAGAGAUUGAACAUCAUUGAUGGCAUAGCUCAAGGUCUGGUUUACCUCCAUAAGUAUUCAAGGUUGAGAAUUGUCCAUAGAGAUCUCAAAGCAAGUAACAUCUUACUUGACAAAGACAUGGUCCCAAAAAUAUCUGAUUUUGGUCUCGCAAGAUACUUCAGACAAAAUGAAUUUGAAGCAAAUACAUGUACACUUGUUGGAACCCGUGGCUACAUGUCUCCAGAAUAUCUCAUGGAUGGAGUCUUCUCUGUAAAGUCUGAUGUUUACAGUUUUGGAGUGUUAUUGUUAGAGAUCAUAAGUGGGAAGAAAAAUCACAAUACAUAUCACCAUGACCGUCCGCUCAACCUUGUGGGUUAUGCAUGGGAAUUAUGGAAAGACAACUGUUUACUGGAAAUACUUGACCCGAGUUUAAGAAAUUCAGCUUCUAAAGAUCAAGUUCGGAGAUGUAUUAAUAUAGGGCUGCUAUGUGUGGAGCAGAGUCCGUUAGACCGACCCAUCAUGUCAGAUGUUUUGUCCAUGUUAACAAGGGAUGUUCAACAAUUGCCAACACCGAAACAGCCAGCAUUUUACAUAGGAGAACACGUUGCUGCAAUCAACCAAAGCGAAAGAGACAUGAAAUUCCAAUCAAUUAAUUACUUGUCGAUUUCUGGUAUGGAUGGAAGAUGAAUGACCUGAUAAUUGAUUAUGUUGAAUUAGGCCUGUUUGGCUUGAAUGAUUAGCUGAAGUUAAAAAUGUAACGAAAUUUGAUAGUCCUGACUCCUGUGUUGUUGAUUAACUGUUAUUGCAUAUGCAGCAAUAUAGAUGUAUAAGUUGCAGAAAUUUUUAAAACCAAAAGGCUGAUGAAUGACCAAAUGUAGUAAAAUUGCAAGUGCCAUAAUUACUUAA